CACGCACAUGAUUGCAUGAAAGCGAGCAGCAGGCGUUGAUGAAAGCGUGCAGAGAAGAUCUGUGGAUGGCGCGCCACAGCAGACAUGGACGAGGAGUGGAACAUCUCAAUGGCCGGCUGUGGUUUCAGUAGCGUCUACUACUUGGGAGCGCUGGCCUGCAUCUUGGAGAGAGCGCCCCGCUUGGUCCACGGAGCUUCCAGAAUCUGCGGUGCGUCGUCCGGAUGCCUCGUGGCCGCCGCGUUGACCGUCGGCCUUCCCGUCGAACAUUUGUGUGUGGACGUGUUGCGCGCGGCCAAGGAGGCCAGAAGACAUCACCUGAGCGUCUUCCACCCCAACUUCAGUCUCCUGAGGACGGUGAGGGACUCUCUGCAGGAGAAGCUUCCACAAGACGCCCACCUGAGAGCCUCCGGGAGACUUUGUGUGUCCCUCACCAGGAUGUCCAACUGGAAGAACGUCCUGGUGUCUCAGUUUGACAGCAGAGAAGAACUCAUCCAGGUGUUGAUGUGUAGCUGCUUUUUCCCCAUCUACUGUGGCUUCGUGCCACCUUUAUAUCGUGGAGAGCUUUUCAUGGACGGCGCCCUGAGCAACAACAUGCCGCUGUUCGAGCAGCGCAACACCAUCACUUUGGCGCCCUUCUGCAGCGAGAGCGACAUCUGUCCCAAAGACGGCGCCUUCACUUGCGUGUCCGUGCACUACGCCAACCUCAGCAUCCAAGUGACCACGGGCAACGUGCACCGCAUCUGCACGUCCUUCCUGCCCCCCGCGUUCGAGGAGCUGGCGGACAUCUUUCAAGGCGGCUACGCGGACGCCCUCCGGUUCCUCAUACGAGGAGAUCUGCUCGGACCAUCUUCCUGGCAGGACAAGGGGGACAGUCUAAAGUCGGCUGAGGGACUACAGGAGGACAUUCCACUCAGCUCCAAGAAAGCCAUGUGUGCAGGGUGGAGAGAGGCGGGUCUCGUUGGCGCCGGUCCGUCUUGGCAACUCAGAAUUUGGUUCUGUCUGCUGACUCCACUUGUGUUGGGUGCGGAGUUGAUCUUCUUCCUCAUCAAAAGCCUGCUGAUGACCACCAACAAUCUGAUUGGGCUGCGGAGAUCACGACCACGACGACAAGCUGAACUGCAACCACUUGAGGAAGCCCCUACCCGUCCGCUACGUCGCCAAGAAGGUGGCGAUUAGGGGUGGUUUGGGUCCAUCGCGGCGUGCUCACCAACUUGGGCGUGCUGAAAAGACUGUGUGCGUAUGGAAGAGUGCAAAAUGAAACACAGAUAUUAGCCUGUUUCAAGUAAUACGCUGACCCCCACUGGUCGGGAGUGUAAAGUACAAGACUGAGUCCCCGUUUAAAAAAAAAAGGACAGUGGGAAAAAGUCCUCGUCCCUGAUUGGACGUCGGUAAAAACCACCGCCGUCGCUGUGAAGAACAAAGAAAAAUCUAAAAGGAUGCAGAAAGAAGAUUCUGCAAGACGCCUACCAAGUCUAUCUAAGCGCGGACAUGUACGCUAAUGGUUUUCCAGACGGAAAAACGGCAGUGGAGCCUCACUAAUGUCUUUUCUUCCUCACGCGGCGCCGUCUUUCGCUCCUCCACUGAUGUCUGGAAUCUCGUCGGCAAAAGACUGCGACAUCCACUGUCCGUCAGGGAGUUGACCUUCCGGGGUCUGCGACGUGCUCGCCUCCUGUGCUCGGUCUGUCGAGCGGGACACACAAAUAUUACUCCUUUAUUACCAAACGAUCUGAACUUUGACCGUCUGUGUUCAGGUGCGUGUGCUCACCUGUGUUUUCACUAGGGGAGAAGGUACAGUGACCGUUGGCCUGACUUUGGUCUCCUUCACCUCCGGGCUGCGCGUACGCUCCGCCGUAGGCGUCCUCGUAGCCUGGAUCGUACUGCUCCUCCUUGAUGGCGAGCCUCUUGGCGUCCUCUGUGAACACACAGGGAAGUGUCAAGUAAACACAGCAUUUUCAUCAUCAUCAUCAUCAUUCAUACCCUUGGCCAGACUCAAGUCAAAGGAGUAGUGGACCUCCUCGAUCUCCCUGGGCUUGGCCGCGCCUCUCAGCUGGUCUCGGAGUUCCCGCAGCUUGAUGUAGAAGUGCACUUUGUCCUGAGCGCGUGGGAACUGCGCACAGCGAGCGCUGGAUGAAGGCAUCAGGUACAGAGCCUGAGAGCAAGAGGGACGUUUCACUACUGCUUGGUUGUCCUUUCAUUGAAAUGGGUUCAGCUUUUCAUGAACCACGCAUGCGUGCACACAGUAUUAUAUUCAGUGAAGAAGAAGAUGUUUGUGGUAUUUUGCUUUGAAAAGUUUGGUGCUUUUAUAGGCCCCGACCGAAUUCUGUCGGUACUGGCGUGUAUCGAGUCACGUAAAAUCCAACCGUGCCGAAUUCCAAUACCUUUGUUGCAUGUGACAAAACAUCCGAUUUAAGACGUGCAGACUAAACAGUGGCUCACGUAAACGAUCAGUACAACUCCCUCGAAUGUUGCAAUUUUUUAACGCCAAACAAAGCAAGUAUGCCUGGUAAAAAAAAAGGCUCAAAUGUGAAGUAAGGCUCCACUCUUGCUAUAUGCGCCAGCUUGACGCCAAUUUACAUUGGAUUUACUGUAGACACGUUACUAUUAGCAAUCUUAUAUGGCGAUUUCAACACCUCCAAAUCUGGUAAUGAAAACUACAACUCAGAUGAAUGUUACAAUCAAACAGCUGGUUUGUAAUAAGCACAAUACUUACAGUACCAACACUUUGUAGGGCGCAACAUAACACAUUUCAGCUUCAUGGAAAAAGCCACUUCCUUUUUAGACAACAUACCAUACAUAGCCUAUACAUUACUGCCAUUUAGCACUGUUAUUAUAAUCAGAUAUUUUUUUAAUUUUACAAACAAAAAAAAAUCUUCUUUCAUCGAAAUAUGGCACCGUUUUAUUUUAAUUGAAUCGAUAACUGGUGGUACUGACAGAAUUCGGUCAAUGCCUAUAAAAGUACAGAGUAAGGUACUAAUCCCUAUCUGUGAUAGUCACAUGACUGUCACAUGACAACCCCUCCUACAUGCUUCCUGGUCGUCAUUUAGGCCCUAAAUGAGUGUAUAUUGUACGUAAAAUUACAUUAUUAUAUAUUAUAUUAUAUACCUUUAUUAUGGUUGAUACAGAAAUAUUGAGCGCAUGUACACACGUGUUUGUCAAAUUGAUGGCGUUUGCUCACCACUUCGCAGUCGGGGAUCUUGUGAGGCUGCAAACCAAAAUCAAGCUUCUUUGGUUUCUUACCAAAUAGUUCUCGACAAAACAUUUCAUAUAUGCCUGUGAGGACGGAAAAAAACAACAACAUGAUUAAAUCUCCUCUUCAGUACGCCCAUAAAUAGAUAGGUAUUGCUUACAUUUGCCGUUGAAGACGGCGAUAAGAGGUUUGAAUUUCUUAAGCUUCUCGACUAGAAUUGUGCCUCCUUCGCGCAGCUCUUUGCUGUAGGGACAAAAAAAACAAACUGUUCAAGCAAUAAGGAAUAAAAUGCUCAAUGAACAAAAAAAUAUUGUUGGGACGCUGUUUACGUUGAGAGGUCUUUGCUGCCCGGCGUCGCCCUGGCAACCAUGUUGGUGAAGCCCAUCUUGUACUUGCCCGGCAAAGCUGUGUCGUGCAUGUGGUUGAGCUGCACUUCAGUGAAUCCCGACAGGAAGAGACAUUUCC
Molecule: messenger RNA, 3652 nt
Organism: Nerophis ophidion (straightnose pipefish)
Lineage: Eukaryota; Metazoa; Chordata; Actinopteri; Syngnathiformes; Syngnathidae
Product: patatin-like phospholipase domain-containing protein 2
Exons: 9
Coding region: 85-1176 (363 amino acids)
Biological process (GO): triglyceride catabolic process; lipid homeostasis
Cellular component (GO): lipid droplet; membrane; cytoplasm
Molecular function (GO): triacylglycerol lipase activity
Source: RefSeq, a predicted model, not a curated record